AUGAUUGAGAUCCUCAGCUUAAUCCUAAAGGACGGGGACCCCUCCUGGAUCCGCUCAGUGCCCAUUUGGAAGCGGUCGCCCUGGUGUGAGGUCGUCAUGGGCGCCUUCAGCCUCCCCGACCAGCCCAGCCCUCGCCUCAUGAGUUCUCACCUCCCCAUCCAGCUCUUCACCAAGGCCUUCUUCAACUCCAAGGCCAAGACCUUGUAUGACCCCAUCAACCCUGACAGGGAGACCCUUGACCAGCCUUCACUUACAGACCCCCAGCGUCUGUCCAAUGAACAGGAGGUGCUUCGGGCUCUGGAGCCCCUGCUGGCCCAGGCCAACUUCUCCUCGCUCUCACAGGACACCCUGGCUUAUGCUCUGGUGGUCCAUCACCCUCAGGAUAAGGUCAAGGUGACGAUAAAUUUGGACCAGUAUAUCUACAUGCAGUUCUGGGCCCUGGGCCAGCGAGUCGGGCAGAUGCCCCGUAAGUCCAGCGUGGGCUCCAAGCGUGGCUUCUUCAAGUCGCCCCCUGCAGAGAGGAGAUACUUUAAGCGGGUGGUGCUAGCAGCCCGAACGAAGCGGGGGCACAUGGUGCUGAAGAGCUUCAAGGACAUGCCGUUGGAGGGCCUGGAGCAGCUGCUGCCCGAGCUGAAGGUGCGCACGCCCACCCUACAGCGGGCCCUGCUCAAUUUCACAUUGGCCGUCUCGGGUGUGGUGUUCUUCGUCAAUGUGGGCAUGGUGGUGCUCUCUGACCUCAAGAUGGCCACCUCCCUGCUGCUGCUGCUCUUCACUGCCUUCAUGGGCCUGCGGGCCUCCAAGAUGUUCGGACAGCGGCGCAGCGUGCAGGCGCUGGAGCUGGCGCACAUGCUCUACUACCGCAGCACGUCCAACAACUCGGAGCUGCUCAGCGCCCUGGCCCUGCGCGCGCAGGACGAGCACACCAAGGAGGCGCUGCUGGCGCACAGCUUCCUGGCCCGGCGGCCCCGGGGGGCGCGGGGCCAGCCGGAAGAGACCUCCCAGUGGCUCCAGUCGGAGGUGGAGAACUGGCUUCUAGCCCAGUCAGGCUGUGACGUGGCCUUCAACGGAACUCGGGCCCUGGCGCACCUGCAAGCCCUGACCCCCAGCAUCGGGAUGUACCCGCCCCCGGGUUUCCCCAAACUAGACCUGUUGGCUACUAUCACUUCCCCCAAGGCUGCACCACCCAGCACUGACGACCCCUAAUCGAAACCUCUCUGUCCCGCCCCGCCCAGCCAGCUGGUUGGGAACUAAGCUCCGCCGCCCCCUCGACAAGCCGUCAAUCAUGGCUACGAUGCUUCACCACUCCACAACUUCCAGUUACUCAUUACUACUUAACGUUACUCUGUUUUCUUACACAAAGUCGCCCAUCAAGGCAGCCUGCUGUUGCUAGGCCCGCUCUUCGGAUGAACAGCCAAUCAAAGCUUUUUGGCUCUGCUUCUGUUCCAUCUUGGUCCCCCGCCCCCCCAUCCCACCCCCGCAAACAUUUAAACGUGGUGCCAGCCAAUCACAGCUGUGCAACGCUACAAACCACCAGGCGCAGUUGUUAAACCGUGCCCUCCCGAGGCUAUAUGUCACUGUCUUUUUAGCCUGUACCGGGCAAACUGCCCAUCGUGUUCACCGAGGCGGAGCUCCAGCCCACGUCCAAUGAGAGCCUUUUAGCCCGGUUCUCUGGCAAACCGCCAAUGACAGCUGUUGGCCACAACCAACCUUGGGCAGCCAGUUGUCCCUGCAUGGAAGCAACCAAUCAGAAUUUUUAGAGGAGACCUGAUCUUUCUAUCAAUUGCAGCUACUUAUAAGGCAGGCCAUUUGGUCAGCUGUCGAUCAGCUUGUCCAGGCUGAAGGGGUUGGGAGCUUGGUGCCAGGCAGAAAGCUGGGCCAGGAGGAACCAGAAACUAUCCUCACCCCAAGGCUCACGUCCACUCAGGCCCCAACAACAAAACUCAGACGGCUUCCCUGCCCAGGUCCCUCGCCCUUUCUACAGAAACUACCUCAGCCUGGAUCUUGCCUGCACCAGUGGCCUGUGCAAUAUUUAUUGGUCUGUCAGUUUCUCCCCUGUCCCCUCUCCCAAAGGAAUAAAUCAUGUUUCACAAAU
Physeter macrocephalus (sperm whale) is the source of this 2092-nucleotide messenger RNA. Its product is annotated as transmembrane protein 143. Gene Ontology annotation, molecular function: sulfotransferase activity. Lineage: Eukaryota; Metazoa; Chordata; Mammalia; Artiodactyla; Physeteridae. The transcript has 6 exons. The record is from RefSeq and is a predicted model, not a curated record.